AGCCGCAUUAGUAGCGGCGCUUCGGGUGUCAGGCGGCGCUGUUGGGCGGAGAAGCUGCGCGCUCGGGCUACCCCGUUUUUUGUCUCUUCCCCCCCCUCGCCCUGCCCGCCUCGGCUGGCCCUGUGGCUGGAGGCGGUUGAGCUGGGGCUCCCAGCCCGUUUCUCCUGCUCGCCGCUCUGGUCCCCACCGAGUCUCUGGCUUGAGGGCGGCACCGCCACCACCACCUCAGCCUCGAGAUGUUUGACAAGACGCGGCUGCCUUAUGUGGUGCUGGACGUGGUCUGUGUGGUCCUAGCUGGCUUACCCCUUGCUGUUCUAAACUUGGCAAAAGUAAAGCCGUAUCAGAGGGGCUUUUUCUGUAAUGAUGACAGCAUCAGCUACCCGUUCCAUGACAGUACCAUCACAUCUACUGUCCUCUACACAGUGGGGUUCACUGUGCCCAUUUGCUCUAUAAUAAUAGGAGAGGCCCUUUCGGUAUAUCACAACUGUUUGCACUCUAACUCAUUUGUGAGAAAUAACUACGUUGCUGCUAUUUACAAGGCUCUGGGGACAUUCCUUUUUGGUGCAGCUGUUAGCCAAUCUUUGACAGACAUUGCCAAAUAUUCAAUAGGUAGACUGAGACCUCACUUUCUGGACAUAUGUAAACCAGAUUGGCGUAGUUUCAACUGUAGUGCUGGUUACAUUGAAAACUUCAAAUGCCUUGGAGACAAAGUAAAGGUUAACGAAGGAAGACUGUCAUUUUACUCUGGACAUUCGUCAUUCUCCAUGUAUUGCAUGAUGUUUCUAGCACUUUAUCUUCAGGCCCGAAUGAAAAAUGACUGGGCAAGACUUUUGCGUCCUACAGUCCAGUUUGGACUUGUUGCUUCAUCCAUUUACGUGGGCCUCUCCCGUGUUUCUGAUUAUAAACAUCACUGGAGCGAUGUAUUGACUGGACUCAUCCAGGGAGCACUGGUAGCAACCGUUAUCGUUGUGUAUGUCUCAGAUUUCUUCAAGGAGAGAGGGCGUACAUUUAAACAGAAGGAGGAGGAAGAUUCACACACAACUCUACAUGAGACGCCCACCAAUGGAAAUCACUACGGCAGUAAUCACCAGCCAUGAUACGUUCAAGAGCUAUUAUCCUGUGGAAUCUCCUGCUAUUUAAAAGGAAAAUUUCACAAAUAUUUCUUGUCUAAUGUAAAAAACAAAAUAAAUGCCUUUUGAAGGGGACUGCUGCUGCUAUACCUCUUAAGUGCUCACUUUAUAUGUAUAUAGUUAACAACAAUGUAUCUAAAAACCUCCAAUUUCUAUUGGUUCAAGCUUAUGCUUAUAAACACGAUAUCCUGACUAUUUUUUAAUUAAAAUAAUGUAUAACACUUAUUACAAACAGCGAUGGAAUACAUUCAAAAUAAAAAUCUGUCUUGCUUGGGAAGAGGAAGCACUGGUCAUUUUAGUGGCUCUUGGAGUAACUGCUGCAGAAUGAAGGCUGUUCAGACACACCACAGUCAUCCUAUAGAUAAAGACUUGCAGCAAACACAAUGUCUCUCUUGAUUUUUGUAAUUCCUGUUGAGAAUAAAAAAGAAAAGAAUAUAUCCACGGUUAAUGGCAUAGUUGUAGUCGGAUACUACUUGCUCAUGCUAAUGAGAUGUAGUAAAAUGAAACUAAAAUCCAGUGCUGAAUUUUCAAAAUAUCUUAUUUUUUCCCAAUUUCCACCUCAAGAUACUAUUGUGCAGCUAUUUUGACUGUUAGGAAAACAUUAGUAGACUCCUAGGUAACCUCCCACCCUUUUUUUUUUCAACCUCAGCAACAGCAGAUUAUAACAGGCAUGUUCAGUUUAAAUGGAAUACUUUGGCUUGUGGCCAAGCAAUUUUAAACUGCUUGUAAAUAUAUUUUACAUUUAAAGAUGCACGUAUUUAUAUAAUAUUGUACAUACAAACCUUCUGCAAAUUUGUUUUCCAGUUCUGUAUUUCCAAUGGCCUUUGCUGCUUGGCACAUCUGUCUAAGCAAUUCUUCUAGCCUCCUCAUACAUCGAAUUAUGCUACCUGAAUGAGGAAAUGUACAUAGACAGAAAUGGUAAAGUAGUCAUUUUCAAAGUCAAUUCAUGUUAAAGCAGUCAUUUUCUACAAAGAAACAAGCCCUUUCUAUGAAGUAGGACUGUUGCCUCUAAUAUGGUUUUUUUUGGUGGAGCUGUAUGUAAAAUCAAGCUCGCUCAUUCAGUUUUCUUCAUCUGAAGCAAAAAGAAUAUAACAAAAAGUUUAAAAAUGGCUCUGAAAUCCAGAGAUUAUUUCUUUUAUGUACUUUGUGGUCUUUGGGGCAUUUCAAGACAUCCCUCACUCUCUGCUUUGGGAAGGAAAUACAAGAAGCUUCAUGUAUUAUAUUUUAGCCUUAGCAUAUGAUAUAGAUUUAUUGUGAAUGCAGGUUACUUAAAAGAACCCAAGAAUCUACCUAUCCUCCCUCCUGUAUAUUUUUAUAUUCUGCAAUGACACCUAUGAAAGGUAUGUCUUGCUUCAAACAUUCUGGAAAACAUUCUGAAUGAAUAUUAGAGCUAGAACUGGAAAAGUAAUCUAGGGAGUAUAGAUUAAGGCAGGGAAUAGAUAUUUUUGCUAUUGAUGACAAUUUGAAGAAAUGAGGCCCAUAUAAUGAACAAUUUCAUCAAUUCAAAAGAUUAAAUUUAAUUGCCUUAUUGCAAAUCUAGCAACUCUUCUAAAAAGUCAUCCGGAGUCAGUUAUCAAAAGGAAAUAAAUCUGAGCCACAACAGCUUGGAACGCUGACUUCUUCUACAGUUUAAGCAAACUUAUUUUGAGAAAUAAUAAUUUUUAUAUCAAAGGAUAUCAAAAUCAAAGGAUGUAAAAAGCUAUAAAGAAUUCUGACAUCUACAGAACCUUUACGGUCAUAUAAAAAAAGUGUUACAUCGAAUCAGGCAACAAAUAAAUUCCAUGUGCCAAGAUAUUCAGUGAGCGUAUGUGCUCACUGAACCCGCCGCUUGUAUUUUCCCACCUUCUCUCCAAACUGACAAUAUAUCACUAAAACUUUACUUCAGUGUAUUUUGCUAUGACUGAGAAAAGUGCCUUUCAGUAUUACUGCUCACUUUGGAAGCAUUUUUGUUUGCUUAUCUGAUAUAUGGAAAUAAAUAUUUGCAAUUUACAUGGAGUUAACAAAAA
This is a messenger RNA of Notechis scutatus (mainland tiger snake), 3136 nucleotides long. RefSeq names its product phospholipid phosphatase 1 (gene PLPP1). Gene Ontology annotation, biological process: phospholipid dephosphorylation; phospholipid metabolic process; signal transduction. NCBI's taxonomy places the organism in Eukaryota, Metazoa, Chordata, Lepidosauria, Squamata, Elapidae. Gene Ontology annotation, molecular function: phosphatidate phosphatase activity. The record is from RefSeq and is a predicted model, not a curated record. Gene Ontology annotation, cellular component: plasma membrane.